AUGACGGAUAUGGUAGAUAACCCACUUUCGCUCAAAUACAAGGCUUCGACCGACUACGCCAAAGAUGCAGUCGACAUGAAAGUCCCAUACAUCAGCCAAGAUCCCCAGCAGAUCGCUGGCCUUCUCCGCGGCCUCGAUGACGGUGCCAAAAAGGGCAAGGGAAGGAGCGGCUUCCACGUCAAGAAGACAAAGUACGCCGUUGCCGCCUCGCCAAUCAAGGCGACAGUAGACUCGUGGAGAUUUCAGGAGUGGGACUACAAGCGAAGAGAUCUCCCAACCUACGCUCGCGGCCUGUUCACCACCAAACGACAGGACGGCACCCCGGAAAUCGUCAUUCGGGGGUACGACAAGUUUUUCAACUGCGGCGAGGUACGCGAGACGGAUUGGGACAAUAUUCUGAGCAGAACCAAGGGCCCAUAUGAGCUCACGCUGAAAGAAAACGGAUGCAUCAUCUUCAUCAGCGGGCUUGAGGACGACACACUUCUUGUCUGCAGCAAACACUCGACUGGAGACCGGCAGGAUGCUGAGCACAGCCACGCCAGCGUUGGCGAGAAGCAUAUCGAGAGACAGUUGCAGCGUAUUGGAAAAACCAAGGAGGACCUGGCCAGGGAACUGAGAAGAAGGAACGCCACUGCUGUUGCUGAGCUUUGCGAUGACAACUUUGAGGAGCAUAUUUUGGCCUACGGGCCGGACAAGGCCGGUCUUUACCUUCACGGCAUCAACCUCAACCUUCCUGAAUUCUUCACCUACCCUUCGCAGCUUGUCCAGAAGUUCGCCGAGGACUGGGGCUUCGUCAAGACGGGGCUCAUCAUGAUUGACGAUAUCAAGGAGGUCAAAGCUUUCCUCGAGGAGGUUGCCGAAACCGGAGCACAUGAUGGGCGUGACGUGGAGGGCUUUGUCAUUCGCUGCAAGAUGAGCCACGAUCCUACGAAGCAACCUUUUAUGGAUUGGUUCUUCAAGUAUAAGUUCGAGGAGCCCUAUCUGAUGUACCGCCAGUGGAGAGAGUGCACCAAGUCUCUGAUCUCGGGGAAGCAGCCGAGGAUCAAGAAGCACGUCAAGAUCACUGAGGAGUAUCUUUUGUACGCCCGCAAGAGGUUGGCCGCUGAUCGAAACUUGGGCAAGCUCUACCAGCAGAACCAUGGCAUCAUCAAGCUGAGAAACGACUUCCUCGAGUUCAAGCAGAUGAAGGGGUCUGAUGCCGCCAAUUUUGAGGAAUUGCACGGCAACGGAGGGCUCACCGAGGUGACACGAGAUGUCAUUGUUGUUCCGAUCGCUACUAUUGGAUGUGGUAAGACGACUAUCGGAGUUGCUCUCACCAAGCUCUUCGGCUGGGGUCACAUCCAGAAUGACAACAUCACCGGUCCCAAGCGCCCUCCACGUUUCACCAAGGCUCUCCUUGACGAGCUUGACGAGGCCCCUGCCGUCUUUGCCGACCGCAACAACGCCCAGAAGCAUGAGCGCAAGCAGUUGAUCACGGAUGUCAAGCUUCAGCACACCAAUGCCAGGCUUGUGGCUCUCCACUUUGUCCACAACGACGUCGAAAACAUCCGAAAAAUUACCCGGGACCGCGUGCUCAUCCGUGGCGACAACCACCAGACCAUCCAGGCUGCCACGGACAUGGGCAAGGUAGUCGGUAUCAUGGAGGGAUUCCUCCACCGGUUUGAGCCCUGCGAUCCAGAGAAGGAGCCAGAUGCCGGUUUCGACGCCGUGAUUGACCUCGACCCUACCGUCGGAAGCAGAGCCAACCUCGAGAUUGUCAUCAAGGAGCUUCACCGUCUCUACCCCAAGCUUGUCACUGAGGUUCCUCCUCCUGAUGCUAUGGAUGAGGCCAUCAAGGCUGCUCUGGAGGGGUAUACUCCUGAUCUGAGACACAACAUCCCCGAUCGCUCCAACAACAAGGGCAAGAAGCCUCACCAACAGAUCAACCCUAUUACUGGCAGGCAGAUCAAGAAGAAGCCUCUCGAGUACAUGUCUGUCGACGUCCAGACCAAGGAUGUGCUGGACGCGCUGGAGAAGGCUUUCGCCUCGGUGGGCAACGAGCAGGCAAAGUUUUACAAGAUGCUUCAGGGCCAGAGGAGGAUCCAGGCCAAGUUCCACGUUACGUUGAUGCACCGCGCUGGAGCCAAGGAGAAUAAAGAACUUUGGGAUCGGUAUGUAGCUGUUCAUGAGGCGGAUGGGCAGAUUCAUGACGAUGGGAGGCUGGGGGAGAUGGAGGUUCAGCUUGAGAGGGUGGUCUUUGAUGAGAGGGUUAUGGCGAUUGUGGUUAGGCUGGUGCCUGGGGAGGGGGAUGUGAUUACUGUUAUGGGGAAGGAUGGGAAGGAGGAGACGAAGCAGAAGUGGGAGUGUGUAAACAGGGUUGCGCAUAUUACUGUUGGCACGAGGAGCGAUGGGAUUAAGCCGAAGGAGUCGAAUGAUUUGUUGAAGAGGUGGUUGGAGGUGGGGAGUGGGGAGGGGACGGGGAUUGGGGAGGUGGUUUUGGAGGGGAGGCCGGGGUUGAAGGGUGUCGUGCGGGGGGUGCUUUCUAGGUAG
Messenger RNA from Podospora pseudopauciseta, 2529 nucleotides. It is a transcript of the gene trl1, whose product is annotated as tRNA ligase. The record is from RefSeq and is a predicted model, not a curated record. Gene Ontology annotation, molecular function: GTP-dependent polyribonucleotide 5'-hydroxyl-kinase activity; RNA ligase (ATP) activity; phosphoric diester hydrolase activity. NCBI's taxonomy places the organism in Eukaryota, Fungi, Ascomycota, Sordariomycetes, Sordariales, Podosporaceae. The coding region runs from base 1 to 2529 and encodes 842 amino acids. Gene Ontology annotation, biological process: tRNA splicing, via endonucleolytic cleavage and ligation. Gene Ontology annotation, cellular component: nucleus. The transcript has a single exon.